CUCUAAAUCGAAAAAUAAGGCAUUUUCAUUAAAGCUUCGACAGCUUGUACCUCUGUCGGCUAGUAAUAGCUGCCUGAAUUCCUACGACAGGCGACGACAUAAUUCCGACGCUAUGGCGGAAUCCAUGAUAACGACAUCGGCCUGGGUACCACGAGGCUUUGCAGCGCCUUUCCCUUCGAAAUGCAAUUUCGAUGAUGCCGAGUUCGAGCGCAUAGCAGAGCUAGCUAAAUUGAAGCUAGAUGACGCCAAUGAGGACUUGGAGGAAGCAAAAGCAGGCAGAGGGGAUGAUGAAGAUGGCACAUCAGCAGACGGCGAGUCUGAUGUCGACAAGAAAGAUGCUGCCACUCCGAGCCAGGCCAGGAAGUCAGAAGUCAUCGAUAUCAAUGACGAGGAUCUCAAAGAAUACGACCUCGAAAAUUACGACGACGAAGACGAUGAUGUCCAUGGCCAACGCAUGGACAUGUUUGGCAACAUAAAAUCUCUAGCCUAUUAUGAAUCAAACAAGGAGGAUCCUUAUAUUACGAUACCCGAUGAACAAGACGAGCAAGAAGAUCGUGAAGAGCUACAGAUCCUAGCAACUGAUAACAUGCUGCUUGCAGCUAAGGUUGAGGAUGAGCUGGCGCACCUUGAGGUCUACGUUUAUGAAGACGAGGCCGACAACCUCUAUGUGCACCAUGACAUAAUGCUACCCGCCAUACCACUUUGUCUCGAAUGGCUGGAUGUUGCAGUGUCAAAGCCGGGAGUGGAUAAGGAUGCGACGGCCAACUUUGUCGCGAUAGGUACUAUGGAUCCUGAUAUCGAGGUGUGGGAUCUAGAUACUGUGGAUGGCCUGUAUCCUAACGCCAUUCUUGGUCAAGGGAGCAAUCCGCAGGAACAAGAGAAAAAGAAGAAGAAGAAAAAGUCAAAGAAGGCCAAUGAUGAAUACCAUGUCGAUGCGGUUCUGUCACUAGCUCACAACCGGAAACAUAGGAACUUACUGGCCUCUGCUUCAGCUGAUAAAACGGUCAAACUUUGGGACCUAAAUACGGCGAAGUGUGCCAAGUCAUACACCUACCAUACCGAUAAGGUAUGCUCGUUAGCAUGGCAUGCGGUUGAGUCGACGGUGUUGUUAAGUGGGAGCUACGACCGAACCAUCGUUGCAGCAGAUAUGCGAGCUCCUGAUGCAAAGACUCCGCGGUGGGGCGUCGAGAGUGAUGUCGAAAACAUCAAGUGGGAUCCUCAUGAUCCUAAUUUCUUCUACGUUUCAACGGAAAACGGUAUAAUACAUUACUUCGAUAUCCGCAACAUCCCAUCCAGUCCGUCAGCUAGCAAACCAAUGUGGACACUCCAGGCACACGAUGAAUCGCUGUCUUCCUUCGACAUCAACGCUCAUGUGCCUGGUUUCAUGGCCACAGGUUCGACUGACAAGACCGUCAAGCUUUGGAACAUACAGCCCUCAGGGCCUGCCAUGGUUGUGUCGCGUAACCUGGAUGUUGGAAGGAUCUUCUCUACCAAUUUCGCCCCCGAUGCUGAAGUAGCUUUCCGUCUCGCUGUGGCUGGUAGCAAGGGCACUAUGCAUGUCUGGGAUACGAGCACCAAUGCAGCUGUCCGGAAAGCAUUUGCUCACAAAUUGGCAGAUAAGUCAACAGAAAAUGUAGAGGAGCGACUAGUUGGUGUAGAAGACAAUGAAAGCUCAGAGGAUGAUCAAAGUGGGGAUGACGAUGACGACGACGAAGAGAGCGACGAUUCCAUGGAUGAAGACUAAGUAAGCUCUGACCGGGUAAAGCGUUGAGG
Messenger RNA from Xylaria bambusicola, 1773 nucleotides. Its product is annotated as WD40 repeat-like protein. The record is from RefSeq and is a predicted model, not a curated record. The transcript has 2 exons. Lineage: Eukaryota; Fungi; Ascomycota; Sordariomycetes; Xylariales; Xylariaceae. The coding region runs from base 113 to 1744 and encodes 543 amino acids. Gene Ontology annotation, cellular component: nucleus. Gene Ontology annotation, biological process: rRNA processing. Gene Ontology annotation, molecular function: protein binding.